Molecule: messenger RNA, 3161 nt
Organism: Annulohypoxylon truncatum
Lineage: Eukaryota; Fungi; Ascomycota; Sordariomycetes; Xylariales; Hypoxylaceae
Product: Sec1-like protein
Exons: 5
Coding region: 358-2529 (723 amino acids)
Biological process (GO): vesicle-mediated transport; intracellular protein transport
Cellular component (GO): plasma membrane; secretory granule
Molecular function (GO): syntaxin binding
Source: RefSeq, a predicted model, not a curated record
CCUUCACUCGUUGUCAGUUAUCAGUUCUAAUGCGUUAAUCAACCUUUUCAACAUCCCAAACGGUCAACAUCCACCACUCACCGCUUGCGAAACCCGCUGUCUUCUCCUACUGGUGCACCUGAUAGCUUGUUAUAGCUUCCUAGGUACUACGAGCAAGCAACUGCCAGCAGCAUUGGUGCAUUACACCGGUCUUUAGCUAGCCUUAGGUACUUAUAGGAGCUUGCCUCCAGGUAGCUUGCAUAGUGUCCAUCUUCACCAACACCACCACCACCAUACGUCUGUUCUACCUAGGUAACCCCCGUCUAAAUAACCUCCUACCUCUAAGGGCUAGAUAGUGCCCUCGGGCUAAUAGCCAAGAUGGGGGUAUCCGUGAUCGAAGAGCAACGCGACAUUAUCAUAAACACUGUUAAGAAUAUCACUGCCGGUGAUUGGAAAAUUCUAGUUGUCGACCAUGAUUCCAAGAGAAUUAUUGACAAUGUCGUCAAGGAAGAUGAUAUUCUCAAUCAUAACAUUGCGAACAUCGAAAGCAUCGAAGAUCGCAGGGAGAUGAACCCGACCAUGGACGCUAUUUAUAUCCUGUCGCCGCAACCGCAUAUUGUCGACUGUCUUAUGGCCGAUAUCGAACGUCGAAGGUAUCAGAGGACCUUCUUAGUAUGGACCACCGUGCUCGAUCCCCAGCUAAGGAGGCGGAUAGACGGCUCUGCUCUAGCAAAGCAGGCCAUUGCCGGCUUCGAGACUCUGUCCAUCGACUUCUUCCCCCGCGAAUCGCAUCUCGUCACGUUCAGAGAUCCCUGGAGUUUUCCGAUUUUAUACCACCCUUCCUGUAAUGGGCUGAUACGAAAACACAUGCAAGACUUAGCUCAGAAGAUUACUGGGUUGUGCGUGGCCCUCGGCGAAUAUCCCAAGGUUCGUUAUUACCGACCCCAGAAUCCAAUUCACGAGGCCAGCGUGCUAUCGUCCCACCUUGCCCGGUUUAUAUCUGAGGAGUUGGACGAAUAUGCGCAAUGGAAUCCCAAUUUCCCACCGCCGAGUUCUCGUCCGCAAGGAGUUCUUAUAGUGACCGAUAGGUCUAUGGAUCUUAUGGCUCCCUUGAUACACGAGUUUACGUAUCAAGCAAUGGCGCAUGACCUACUGCCAAUUAAGGACGGGGACAAGACGACAUUUCACAUGACCGUCAAUGAGGGAUCUCCAGAUGCUGAAGAGAAGGAUAUGGAGCUCACCGACAAGGAUAAAGUAUGGGUAGAAAAUCGACAUAGGCAUAUGAAGGAUACCAUCGAUAAAUUGAUGGGCGACUUCCAGAGGUUCUUGGACGAAAACCCGCACUUUACCAACGCAAACAGCGACACCACUAGCUUAAAUGCGAUCAAAGAUAUGAUGGCGGGACUGCCACAGUUCCAGGAAAUGAAAGAUGCCUAUUCUCUCCAUCUCACGAUGGCACAAGAGUGUAUGAACAUCUUUCAACAUCACAAACUGAACGAGAUGUCACCUAUAGAGCAAGAUAUGGCUACGGGCCUUGAUGAGGACAAUCGGAAACCCAAAAAUGUCCUGGAUACAGUUGUUCGCCUUCUGGAUGACGACGCGGUGACCCAGUCAGACCGCCUUCGUCUCAUUAUAAUAUAUCUCCUCUUUCGCGAUGGAGUAAUACCUGAGGAUGUCAAGAGACUGUUAGCGCACGCAUCGUUGCCGCCGCAAGACGGAGAGAUCAUAACAAAUAUGGAACUACUUGGUGGUCGUACGACACAUGGUCUCAAGGAUGUCCGUAAGGAUAUUCGACUCCUAUUUCCUAUCGACACCAAAACACCUGUCGCUGAGGAUAAUUAUAUGUCACGGUUUAACCCUGCUGUGAAGACUAUGCUGGAGUACUUAUGCAGAGGCGCCUUAGAUCAGACCGCGUUUCCCUAUAUCAAGCCACCGCUAGAUCCUAAUGAGGAUGCGCUCAUUGGUCAGGGUUCCUUGAGAGCGGCAAAACCUAGCUGGGCCGGCGCUGGGAGGCGUGUCGUAGAUAACAGGCAACGGAUCAUCGUAUUUAUGGCUGGCGGGGCGACAUUCUCUGAAUCACGCUCGUGCUAUGAGGUCGGCGCGGCUAUGAACCGUGAUGUCUUUUUAGCUACUAGCCAUAUGUUAACGCCGCAGCUAUUUGUACGGCAAGUAGGUGACCUAAGCGUGGAUAAGAGGAGACUUGAUAUACCAAUGGAGAGACCACCCCCAAGAGCGCCCGCACACCUAUUCGAACGCGAACGGCCUACUCCUCCACCAAUGGGAGCUCCGCCAGGACCGCCGGGGCAACGUCCCCCACCCGGAGGUGCUCAGAAAGUACCAGGACGACCACCCGGACCCGGCGGAUUGCCAGGAGGUCCGAGAUUAAACAGCGAACCUUCCACUUUACCUACGCAAGCGAUGAGUACCAUGUCACUUCACUCCUCCAGGCCGUCGAACGCGAGUGAUAUGACAUCGUCAAGCAGUGGGAAACCCCAUAAGCUAGAAAAGGAGAAGAAGAAACGCAACAUCUUCGGCAUGAAGAAGGGAUAGUUGAGUGGGCGAACCGGAUUCACGUCGAUUAAGAAAGGGGCGGUCCUCGUUCCGCAGAUAUACAAUGAGAGGCGCCCGCCAAAACAGAUAGAGAAUUGUGUGUGCCGUUUCUUGGUUCUUGGCUACGGCCCGAUCGCGCGCUUGGAGACAGACCAGAUCAAAUUAGAUUCCGGAUAAAGAGGGUUGGCGCGUGCAUAUUACCCAAGGUAAACUAGAGCAUGGCGUUGAGGAGUUGGCCUUCUUGUUGAUAGUCAUGUCGAGAGACCGAGCGUUGAGUUGAGAUGUGGUUGCGUAAUUCUGGAUGGAAAGGAGUAAGGGGGUUAGAUCACCUUCGAGACUGUUAUGAAUCGAGCGAGACCUAACUGACUACCCCUAGGUGCCCAGAGUAGUUAGGUAUAAACCCAUGCAUCUAACUCGAUAGCUAAUACUAGCCAACGAACCAAUAUGCCGCCUAUAAUGAAUGCUCUGGUCAUAUUUCAUAAUAUGUAAACACAUACCUACGUAUCCCGCAAACUGGCUAUCAUAAGUAAUGGCAUAUAAGAUCUAAAUAAUAUCGUAUGCGUUCUUGACUUGGUCUCCAUGAACCGUAUGAUAAUUAGAUACGAUGACUGCUACUACUAACUUCUAGAAAC